Ipomoea nil (Japanese morning glory) is the source of this 890-nucleotide messenger RNA. RefSeq lists its product as uncharacterized. The transcript is spliced from 2 exons. NCBI's taxonomy places the organism in Eukaryota, Viridiplantae, Streptophyta, Magnoliopsida, Solanales, Convolvulaceae. Bases 70 to 687 code for a protein of 205 amino acids. The record is from RefSeq and is a predicted model, not a curated record.
AUUAUAUUUCUCCACAUAUAUAUUUCCUAUCUGGUCUCUGCGGGCCAAUCUGCCUAAUUAACAAUUAACAUGGCCUCCGCCAUUGCCAAAACUGCCGCCCUUCCCUCUAUCCUCCUCAUCCUCUCCGUGGCAUUAACCGUCGCCGCUCAUCAUCAUUCAUCUGACAAAACCCAACUUGUCAAGGCAUGCUCUGAAGCCCUCGGCCCACGCCCAAGUGCCCGCUCCUUUGUCACAUUCUGCGCUCGCGACUUCCUUGGUCACAAAGCCAGCCUACUCGCCCGCUGCGACAAGCAGGAAGCCGCGGCAAUCGUUGUAAAUGAAGCCCGCAAGAAAGCCAAAGUCGUUGAGGAUUUCAAGAGCAAAAUAGAUUCUGAUAAAUCUCUGGACAAGAAAGAGCUCAAAGAUUUGAAGAGCUGUUGGGAAUCAACCAACGACAUGGUUAAAACACUUGGUAAAGUUUAUUUCGACAUUGCUUCCAAAAAGCUCUCGGUUGAUGUGGUGGAGGAAAAUAUGCUCAACAAAAUUGCGGGGGCAGAGGAACAAUGCAAGUUCGCGGCCGCGGAGAGAAAAAGCGGUCUUUGGGCAGACUUCUCUGCAAAGGCGGAUGCAUCUUUUAAGUCCCAAGUAGUGGCAAUGGCAUUUAUGGAGAGGUAUCGUUCAAAUAUAAAAGUAAUUAUUAAUAAUUAAUAAUUAAUGGGGGAUUAUUUGAAUUGAAUUUGCAUUGUGGCAGAUCGAAGAGUAAUUACUAAUUAUAACGGGAAGUGAUCGAGGGGGAAAUCAUUUUCUAAAUGUAUGUUGAUUAUAUUAUCACCAUGCAUGUUUAGUACUAUAAUUACUCUUUAAUUAUGUAUUGUACGUGGAGAUAUAUAAAUGGAUUACAUUUUUACUCA